AUCACUUUCCGUUGUGUGUGUGUGUGUGUGUGUGUGUAUGUGUGUUCAGGCAGUUACAGGAAUACUUGGUCAUUGCUUCAGACGUUCAUUUUGACGUUAGAACGGGCGUUAUCACGUUUUCCCUCAGCUUCACGGUGAAUAAACUGCGAUGUUAACAUUAAAGAAUAAGGGGAGAGGGUGACAAACACCAGCCGCCAGUUCUCGGGGUCCAAGAGACAAGCGUAGCAAGGCAGACGCAAACCCCGGAACUUGAAACGAGCUAACAUUAGCUAGCUUUUUGUUGACAGUGUGCUUGCUGUCAAACUAGAGCCCGACCUCAUUUGGAGGAGAUGAGUUUGGACUACGAGCCACUUUCAGACUAGUAUUAGUGACUUUCUGUGAAGUUGUUUGCGAGACAUUCAUUUGAACAGAUUUUUUGGGGGGAGCUUUACAACUUUGAACCACUUGUGGAUUUGGAGGAUGGCAUCAAGAGGAGGCUUCACGGGUUCUCCGAUGAAUCCGACUAUGCACCAUAUGAACGUUGGGCAUGCUGCGGGCAUGAGGAUGCCAGGCAUGCCCCAACCUCCAGCGGGAUACCCCCGCAGCAUGAGCACUGCUGCCCAGUACUCACAGGUAAGUUUUCUGCUUAACUUCUUAUUCAGUCGUUAAACAUUAGAAGUUAACAGAAACGUUAUUUGAUACGGUAUAAUCAGAAACGUAUCAAUCUUAAUGUAACAGCAGCUGUUUUUUUAAUGUCAGCCAUUAAUUUGAGUGUAAAUUCAAGUUUAAAGACAGCCGCUGUCUGUCUGAUGUCAAAGGGAGGGAAAUGUCAAAAGUCGAUAUGCUGAAAAUGUCAAGGUGUGGACAAUACUUCCGCAUUUGAAAAUAGUGUGUACUUACUGUUAGAAAUAUGAGUUACAGUUUUGAUGGUGGUUUUUGCUUGUGAUGUGCCGUUUAGUAAUAACAUUUUUAUUAAUGUAAAUCAGAAUUAGUUUUAUAGAAAAGUGCUGUUUUACAUGUGUAAAAGAGGAUCACGUGGCUGCCCACACCGCCCUCCUAGUUCGCUCAAAAACAAAAGCAUGCAUCAUCAACCACCAUCUGUCAGAGCUAAGCCUACAUAUAUAAUCACACUUUUAUCACCACCAUCUGCAGCUUUGUCUUGUCUUCAGUUCAAAUUAUGCAUCUAGUGUUGUCUUGUGUUUCUUAGUUAGAGACAAUUUGUUCUGCUGUUAGAGGGGAGACCAACAGAGCUCCUGGACUGAGAUGGAAAAUUCAAACUUACAUGAAAAACUUCCUCUCAGUAUAUUAAUUUUUUUUUGUAAAAUGAUUUCCUCUGCCCAAAGCAAACUGUAAAAAGCCACCUAAAGGGAGUAAAUAAGCAUCACAUUGAGAGACUUUACCUGUCUUUUCAAAACAGUACAGAAGGAAGGCAAUGGAAAAACUCUGAAAUGAACUUUCUGAAUGUACUCAUGAGAGGGGACGCAGGUCGAGAGUGCAUGGUUGUGUUAUUUUCAGUCUUAAGAGCUUGAAAUCAGAGCUUCAGCUUCUCCUCUUUUCUCUAGCGCUCAGGGAUGCCACCCGGCAGAGUGGGGGGCCCCUUAGGGUCGAUAGGGGGUCAGCUUCCUGGUCCUUCUUAUAGUGGUGGGAACAUGUCCAUGCGGCCAGGCAUGGGGCCCCCGAGCAUGGACCCCUCAAGGAAGCGGUUCCUUCAUCAGCACCAACAGCAGCAGCAAGAAGGGCUGGGAGGCCUCCGACGAGGGUAAACGGGGGCGAAGUGAGAGUGUUUGUGUGAGAAAAGAUGGGGGUGGUGAUUGACAAGGACAGCCUGGGGCCCAACUGGGGGACAGAGCUACAACUGACAGCUUUUCUUAUUGUUUACUGAUCUGUGGAUUCACUCUAAAAUCCAAUUCAAAUCUGAAAAAAAAAAAAAAUACAACUUAAAGUGAUAAUCAGAAACUGAAAACAACAGAACACCCACAACACAUUUAAAGCUCCUAUAAAGAGUUUUUUGACACUCAUGAAACAGGUUGAAAUUCAAAUUGAUGCUUUUUCAUGAAAUCCAAAACAAAACAAAAAAAAAACAUUAGCAACAAAACUGAUGAUUUUCAUUCCGUCAUUUUUGACACCAUUUCCCGACACAGAUUUAUAGAGGAUAGUGUUAUCAUCAACAUCAGCAGAUGUUGUAUUGGCCAGGAGAAAAAAGGGGCUCUAAUUUUCUAAACUUCAUAUUAGAAGUCAGAAGUCUACUUAAUCCACUAGUCAACCUCGUACAAGUUUGUUUUACUUUUUUAUUAAAGAAACAUCACUCAUCUUUCCCUCUGGAUGUGUUUCUCUCUCCUCAGUCUGUUUGUGAAGUUAUUGCUGUGUUAGAAGCACAGCUCAGAUCACACAGACACGAGGGUUGGAGUAUCUCAUGACCAGCCUUUGCUUUCAAAAGCAGCAAACACGAGCGGUUAUUUUUGACUUCAAGCUUCUUAGUGAUGCCAUGCUCGUAAAUGUGGCGAGCUGUGAUGUGAGGCAGCAUUUGCAGUCUCCGGUACAAUGAAUCUUUUGUCCUUAAACUUUUAUCUCACAACCAAAUUCUCAGUAUUGGAAGAUUAGUGAGCCACAGGGCCAGAAGUGACUUCCUAAAUUCUCAUUAGAGAGCUCGUGAAUUAAAUUAAGUCAUAAUGAGGAGGAACUGUGUAACAUAAUUAAAGAAACAGAAGAGCUUUUAUGGAGUCUGUGGCGAAGAUAAGUGAGAGCCUGGGGUGAUCGUAUAGAGAGGUAAUGAAGAGAUCGUUCCAGCCAACAUUUUGUAAAUGCCCUGUGAAGUUUUCACAAAUAAUUGAUGAUCAAAGGAGCAAAUGAGGUUUCUGUGAUUAUCAUUUUAUGUCAGUGCACACUCAUUUUAGUGUGAUCUUCAGCUCUGAAUGUAUUUGUUCCACCAAAUAUGUUAGCUGUGCUAUCCUCUUCAUUUUAAACGGCACUUGGGAAGCUCAUGAUUUUUAAUGGUUUUCCAGAAUCAUCUCAUUUAUUUUUGUUUAUUUGUGAUUCAGGCCAAAAAGGCGCAAGAUGGCUGAUAAAGUUCUCCCACAAAGGGUAAACAUGUUUCCCACCUCCAGAUCAAUUCUUGGUAAUAUGAGUACCAUCAAGUUUAUUCUUUUAACAUUUAUCCACUCUUGAUAGAUCCGAGACCUGGUUCCAGAGUCCCAGGCCUACAUGGAUCUUCUCGCCUUUGAAAGGAAGCUGGAUCAGACUAUCGCCCGAAAGCGUAUGGAGAUCCAGGAGGCCAUCAAGAAGCCUAUUAUGGUACCUCUUCUUAAGAGUGACAUGAUAAAAAGUUGGUCAUGUAGUUAUGGCAAUGUGUCUGCCUUCACUGUUUGAAAGACAUGAAACUUAAACACUUGAUCAUGCAUCAAGCAGUCUAGAGCAUUUAUUUCAUAUUCAUCCUCUUUUCUCAUUUUGCACACACAGAAAUGGUAUUUUUGUACCUUUAUUUAUUUAUUUUUUUACUGGAAUGUCUGUUUUAAAACCAAUGCUGUCUGUAUCUAGUGUAAAAAAAAACAAAGUGUGACAUGAAACACAAUAUUUUGUUAGACUUAAACCAUAAAAUAGUCCAGAUUUGAUAUUUUGUGAUUUCCAGGUUGUUUCAAAAAACCAUCAGCACCCAUCUGUCCUGAAAAAUCUGCUUACCGGAUAGAGCCGGUUCUAAUAUUUAACUUCUGUUUGAGCAUCAGCCUUUACUUAAAUUCCUACAUCUGGUUUUGAACCCAUUUUGGGCACUUUUCAGAUUUAAAAAAAAUCACUUUUCCCCGCUUUUCUGCCUUUGUCCCUUUUGACUCAGCAAAAGCGUAAGCUCAGGAUUUACAUCUCUAACACGUACACCCCCAGCAAGCCUGAGGGAGAGGAGGCUGAGAAGGUGUCCUCGUGGGAGCUCAGAGUGGAGGGAAAACUCCUGGAGGAGGUGAGUGAAAAACACUUUUGUUCUGUAUCCCCAUCAUCCUUGUCCAGUCUUAAUCUGAACUCUAGUGUUUCUUAUUGUGUGCUCUGAAAACUGCAAUCUCUCAGCUCCGGCUAGUCUCAGCCUUUGGCUCGGACCAGUCAACCAGAUGUGUGUUUACAGCUCUCCCCACUCCACCCUACAGCUCUUCUCACACACACAGGCACAUAAGCUCAUGUUCUCCCUGGAAACGUGGAAUUGAAACCACUGGCCGUUACAUACCACCCCCUCCCUCCAUCUAUCACUUCCAGCUUGGCUCAUUGUGUCAUCUGAGGCCACAUGAAGACGGAUUUUUCUUUGUCUGCUAAUUUCUCUCUUGGUUGAGACAUGCGUAGGAGUUUUUUCAUGGAGCUACAAAAAAAGAAGGAAGGAGUGAAAGGGGUCAUGUUGUGCAAACAGACUUAGUCAGGGCGGGGGUGAAACAGCUUUUUCUAGUUGUCUACAGUUCCAUGCUUCAACACCCCCAAUGUGGUCAGAGCUUAACAAUGCAGCCACACACACUGACACAGCAAAACAAGAACACAAAUACAUAGAGUUCCUCUUUCUCUGCCUUCUCUCAUUCUUCGUUUUCCCUUUUUUUUCUCCCAGCCUGGCAAGCAGAAGAAGAAGUUCUCAUCUUUCUUCAAGAGCCUGGUGAUCGAGCUCGAUAAGGAGCUCUACGGCCCCGAUAACCACUUAGUGGAGGUAUGACACAACAUUUCAGGCACUCAGUCGAACAUUUCAGGGCUUACAGAGACCAUAGUGUUUCCACUCAAGAACAUUUUCUCAGUCCUGGUCAGAAAGUUCAGUUCAGCUGGAAUCAUUAGAAGUGUUGGAACCAGUCUGAGCUUGUUUGACAGAGCAGAGGAGGAUUAUUAAGAGCCCCCAGAUCCUCAAGAUAACCCAACAUAAUGUUUGAAUUCAACCCACAGGAAGGGUUAAACCACCCCAGCAGUAUUUUGUAUACUGAUGAAAGCCAGGAGUAAGGGUUAGGGUUACUGACUGUAUACAGAGAUGUGUAACACACCUCUUGACCCUCAAUACCUGCUGCAGCCAAAAUACCCUCACCAACGGGUGCUGAAUGCUUCAUUCGGGAUCAGCUUGUGAAAUUGUAUUGAUGCUCCAUUCUUUCCACUUACCAAGAACACAGCAGAGACCCCAAAGAGACAGCACAGUCCCCAGCAGUUGAUAGCAGAUGCUCACAGUUAUGAGAAAUUCAAUGACUUUUGACAUUGAAUAAUCCCGAGAUCUUCCCACUGUUUCUCCUUUACCCUGUUAAGCUGAUGCACAGGGCUGCUGAUGCCACUUUUAUCAACAGAGCUGUGGAACAUGGCAGUAUAUCCUUUUCUCUCUGUUGAUGUUUCCAUCAGCUGCUUGGACUGACAACUACCCCCUAAAUAAAAAAGCAUCAAAAGGAAUUUCCGUUUACUUCAUAGUUGUCAAAAAAAACUCCCAGCAGAACCUUGAAUUUAAUCAUUAAAACUAAUUUUCUCAGCCACCAUGUUUAUGAAAACUUUCUUGGAUCUGUAUUUUGGUUUCAAAUUUGACUCCUUUUCCAUCUGAUAACAUGAAGGAGGCAAGUUUUAUGAUUUAUACUGCAGCUGGUUAACCUCACUUUUGCAUAGCUGUCACGUGGUCCUACAUUUUAAACAGUCUAUGGCGGUAGUAUACAGCCUGCUGUUUAAACACAUUUUAGUUCAGAUAUAUUUUUAUUUGUAUCUGGACCAAAGUCUAAAUCUGAUGUUUACUUACCUUUCAGUGGCACAGAAUGCCCACCACUCAGGAGACUGAUGGCUUCCAGGUCAAACGUCCCGGAGAUGUGAAUGUCAAAUGCACCCUCCUACUCAUGCUUGACCACCAGGUAGCACCUGCUCACUUCACUCUAAAUUUGCCCUCAUCUUUGUUUAUUCAUUUAUUAAUCAUCUUUUGCUCUCCCCAGCCCCCUCAGUACAAACUGGACCCACGCCUGGCUCGCCUGCUGGGUGUGCACACACAGACACGAGCCAGCAUCAUGCAAGCUCUGUGGCUCUACAUCAAGAACAAUAAACUGCAGGACAGUCAUGAGAAGGAAUACAUCAACUGCAACCGCUACUUCAGACAGGUAGUCUGAGGCGCUAAAGCUACACUAAGAAGCAAAAUACUAACUUUUUCUUCAUGUUUUAAUGCUUUUCUCUUUAUCUAUUAAACACUUCCCAGAUCUUCGGCUGUCCUCGCAUGAGGUUCUCUGAGAUUCCUAUGAAACUGGCAGGCCUGCUUCAGCACCCUGACCCCAUUAUCAUCAAUCAUGUGAUUAGGUAGGAGAGUGUGGAUCAUCAGCUGUCUUUCUGUGUUUAUUCUGUGUGGAUUUGCAAGUAGCUUCAGGAUCUUGUUUCCUAUAUUUCUGGGAAACUUUUGCAAACACAAUCAUUUUAGCAACUUGAAUGACUUUUGUCAUUGAUUGUUCUUACUAGUCUGAAUUUUGCUGUCAAUACUGUAUCGGCUUCACUCCCAUCAACUUGUUCAACCUAUUUUCCUGUCUGUUUAGUGUGGACCCCACAGACCAGAAAAAGACAGCAUGCUAUGACAUCGACGUGGAGGUAGAUGACCCGCUGAAGAGCCAAAUGAACAGCUUCUUGUCCUCUACAACCAACCAGCAGGAGAUUGCUGCACUGGAGAUGAAGGUAGGGCCUAGAUAUGAAGGUUAAGAUAAUAAAAAAAAAACCAAAAGAAAACACUUUGUUGGUUAAAGAUGACUUUGUUCUUAACAGAUCCAUGAGACAAUUGAGUACAUCAACCAGCUGAAGACUGAGAGGGACUUCAUGUUGAGUUUCAGUAAUAAUCCUCAGGACUUCAUCCAGGACUGGUUGAAGUCUCAGAGCCGAGAUCUGAAGGUUUGCUUCUACCUCUAUGAUCUAAUAGGCUGACAUAUACUGCUUAAUCAUGUGAUCUUUAAGGUACGUUCUCUUUCGGUCAAAUGUACCCAUCUAUUAGCGAACUUCCAUCAAACAGUAUGGUUUGAUUUGGUACAGUUUGGCACAGUUAACCUUGAUCUUGCUUGCUUUUCACAGCAAACUGUACCCUGUCCCCGUUCUUUACACAGGAAGUGUGUUAGCCGCGUAACGGCCUCAAAAUGGCUUGAUUAUUUUGGUAUACAUGCGAACAGAUUAUACAGUUAAGACAUCGAUAUUUAUCUGUGAGCUGCACAGAUCUUUGUGAGUAACACAAAAAUGUGAGCUGAAGGCUGCAUUAGCUCUGUUUCAAAACAAAAGUCUGUGGAGACUCCCUUCACUUUUCAUGCAAUGCAUUUAUUCUGAGGUCUUGUCCGGGAGAGUUAUUUGGUUAUCAAAGUUACUUUCACAGCCCUUUAUCUAGUUUGUGUUGUACUUGCUAACUUUGUUAGUACAGCAUAAUUCAAUAAAAAUUAGGUCAUUAUUUUUCACUUUUUUUUUUUGUUGCUAUUUAGCCAUGAGACAUUUUCUGUGCUAUGAUAUUGUGGUUUCUGGAUGUUUAUGUUUACAUUUUUUUUGGGCUCAGUUGAUGACAGAUGUCACAGGAAACCCUGAGGAAGAGCGGAGGACUGAGUUCUACCAGGCGCCUUGGGUACCAGAGGCAGUGGGCAGAUACGUUUACUCAAAGGUAGGAUAUUACAAAACUUAUGUGUCGCCCAAACACAUGCUGGUUAGCAAAUAUUUAUUACAGGUGCCAGUGAACUGUUUUUAACUUUAAACUCUCAAAAAAAAUGUUUUGGCUCAGGUGCAGCAGAGACGACAAGAACUGGAGCAGGUGUUGGGGAUCCGCCUCACUUAAAGACACAUUCUGUUGGGGACACAUCCAGCUGAAGUUUACUGAUCAGACAUCAGUGUUGCUUGGUUGAAGUUCAGAAUAUGUUGGGAAAUAAUAAGCUUAAGUUGCAGCUUAGUUUUUUUCCAAAGCCAUCCUGUUUUAUUUUUACUUUUUUAAAGCAUCAUCUACAGAAAACAAUAAACACAUCUUUUUUUGUUUAACAUAAAAUAAUUCAAAAGCAGCUGGGUUCGUGGGACCAAAGUGGUGAUGUACAUUCUUUAUUAUGUUUGCCUGUUGUUCUAUUUUGAGCCUGUUGCCUUUUUUUUACUAUGUUCCCUUAUGGUACAAAGUGCUUAAGCUAUCUCAAACAAUGGUGCUGUUGAGUAUGUUUCACCGACAUCUCUUGUGCUUAUUUGAAAUGUUACCUGUUUACUUUUAUACUUAAAGCCAUAAUCUGUGGAAAAAAAUACUUUACUUGUGGUAAAAGUUUAGAGGAAGAGGCAAUGAAACUGCUUUAUUUCAGAACAUUAAGCCAUACUGAAGAUGUCAAAACAAGAAGUGUUUAUAAUUCUGUUAUUUCAAAUUAUGACUUUUCAGAAAAAAAAAAGAUUUUAUUUAAAAAGAAUAGAGGAACUCUUAAGAUACCUCGUGACUGUUAGGAACAAAUGCAAAGCUUGUGUUUUUGAUAUUGAUGAAUAUGUUAAAAUUAAACAAUUCUUUGCCACAUCUGAAAGCAGAAUUUCCACAAACAACUCUUCUGGGAAAAGAAGACUGUGCCUCUUUUUUUUUUCUUUACAAGGACAAAAGUCCAUUAUGUACAGACUAAAGUCUGCAGCUGUUUGUACUUCUUCAUGUUUACAAGCUGUUUUAUGUGUUAUUUUUUGUUUGUUGUAAUGCCAAUGAAACUGUCUUUUUGGGUGAAGAGCUUUUCCUGAAAGUUUCAUACCUGUUCACCUAUUGAAUUUCCAUUCGGGGAUUAAUAAAGUGCUUCUUAUUUAACAAAGAUUCAGGCAAGAGAAGUGCAAGAUGAGAACUCUACAAAGCACCAUCUUGUGUAAUGUUUGUAAUUCCUUGGAAAUACUUUUUGUUAAGCUUUUAUAUAAGAUUUCUUGAAUUUCUUCAAACGUUCCAUGUUAAGGAAAUUAUCAUCCCAGAAUUUGUUCUGAAGAGGGCUCUUUCAAAUUGAGAAAUUGUCUACAAACAUUUUUGUAUGGCCUUUUUGUAAAAUAUUUGCAUGUUGUUCAUCAAUCAAAGGCCUUUAUCUUUUAUAAGUUUUGAGCAUUUUGUAUAAUAAAUAAACUUUAAAACUUUAA
Molecule: messenger RNA, 9015 nt
Organism: Xyrichtys novacula (pearly razorfish)
Lineage: Eukaryota; Metazoa; Chordata; Actinopteri; Labriformes; Labridae
Source: the annotation of a GenBank genome assembly